Molecule: messenger RNA, 1779 nt
Organism: Sabethes cyaneus
Lineage: Eukaryota; Metazoa; Arthropoda; Insecta; Diptera; Culicidae
Product: protein FAM8A1
Exons: 3
Coding region: 103-1071 (322 amino acids)
Source: RefSeq, a predicted model, not a curated record
AGCUUUUGCGUUAAAUAUUAAUAAACACACGUAAUUCAUUUUUCAUUCUUUUUCAAUUAAGUCUAAUAAUCGGUACUUGAAAACUAUUUUGUGAACAAGAAGAUGGAUGAAACUAAAGACAAACCUGCUGAUUCUGAUGCGGUUCCUCCGAUCGAUCCGACAAAGACCCCGAAACAGAUUUACUUCGAACUAUUACGUGCUUGGGUGCAGCAUGCCCAGAUGCAGCAGCAGAUUCAGGCCUAUUUUCCGUACUAUCUAGCGAACAACUAUCCGCAGCUGUUCCAGCAGAACGGAACGGCAGCGGGUGUUCCCAUACCGACUGCACCGGGAGCAUCCGCGCCUAACACGGCCACCUCUCCAGAACCCCCAGCGCAAGUUCAGCAGAAUGUUAACCAGCGAAGGGCAACGGAAAUGUUGGAUCCUGCCCGCCAGGAAGACAGUAUCAUCAAUCGAACCGGCGGGUAUGAGUUCGUCAUUGCUCCUUUGUGGAAGCGGUUCGUCGCAGAAGGGAUCGAUAUUGUAAUCAUCUUUUUGCUGAAAGUUAUGAUGACUAUGGCUUUCAUCGACUUUCUGGAUAUUGAUGUAACAAUGUUUUCUAGAAUGGAACUUGAUUUUGAUGCUAUUCGGAGUUCGAUCGAGUCCAACUACAACGAGUUGCUGUCGUUUACAUCCGAGUUGAUACUUGUGGAGCUCAUAACGAAAUUUGCCGUCUGUCUCUAUGAAACCUUGUGGACUGUCCACAGUCAAGGUCCAAGCGGCGGAGCAACACCGGGUAAGAUGCUGAUGGGCAUAAGAAUCGUACAUGUGGAAGCCGUUAUGUUGCUAAAUCCGCCACAACCUGGCGGUAAUAACAACAAUCAGAAUCCAAUCCGAGUCCUGCUCUAUCCAGCAACUAAUCCUGGAUUCAAACGAGCGCUUGGCCGCUCGAUAGCCAAAAACAUUCUAAUCGCACUGUUCUUCCCGAUGUGCUUCCUAAUGUUUUUCUUUAAGCAUAACCGUACGAUGUACGAUGUUAUGACUAAGACCAUCGUUGUUGAGGAUAACCCAGCUCCUCUGCUGCGUCGCCGCUAAGAGGUGGCUAUUAUGGAGGUCAGCUAUGUGCAAGGUAUGGAUGGACUAGUCUUUCGAUUAUAGGCCAUUGCAAAUUAUUUGCAAAGUUUUUGUCACCCUCCCCCCCCCUGGAAAUUGGCUUGAAAAAUCGGGGGGCAAAAAAACAAUUUGUAUGAUAUAGGUACGUCAAAUUUUUUUAUAAAAUCAAUUGCCGGUGGGCUCUGCAGCCUAAAAAACUCUAAAAAUGAAUGUACAAGUGGAGUUAACGCUUCUAACACGAAACAGAAAUAGAAAUUCAUACAAUGGAAUUUCUGAAAAUCGGCAGAAAAUAUUUUCUAUCAUUUUUGUUUUCCUUUUUGUAGGAUUUUGCAUGGAAAAUAAUAACGUUUAUGUGAAAAGAAAGAAUUGAUUUAGUUUUCACGUUUAAACUUUAAGUAAAAAUGCUGAAAACGAAUUUUUUUUCGCCCCCUCCCUUCAGUGGCCCAACACCGGAGGAUCAAAAACUUUAUAAAAUAUUUGUGAUGGCCUUACUAUCUGGAAGUUGAAGUCAAAAUUUAUUGUAAGCAGGGUGUGGUAUAUUCUAUAUGACGUAUUUGAAAUAUGUUUUUUAAGGAAUGAAUUGUACAAAAGAAUUAUGAAAGGCUUAAGAGCGUAUGUAGAGUAGAGUUGUUUGCUCCAAGAGUCGUAUUACCAAAUAUCUAUAUUUUUAUUUUUAAUAAAUGCAUUCUU